Manihot esculenta (cassava) is the source of this 865-nucleotide messenger RNA. Its product is annotated as translationally-controlled tumor protein homolog. The transcript has 5 exons. Lineage: Eukaryota; Viridiplantae; Streptophyta; Magnoliopsida; Malpighiales; Euphorbiaceae. Gene Ontology annotation, cellular component: cytoplasm. The coding region runs from base 152 to 658 and encodes 168 amino acids. Gene Ontology annotation, molecular function: calcium ion binding. The record is from RefSeq and is a predicted model, not a curated record.
AUCCUAUAAAUAGUAGGCGCCUCAAAUUCGCUAAAUUACUUGCUGCUCUCUCAAUUUUGAUCCUUUUUUCUUGUUCAAUUUCGUUUCUUUUCUUGCUAAUUAAUUUACAGAAGCUCCUUUUCUUUUAUUUCCUCUCUUAGAUUUUGUAAUCAUGCUCGUUUAUCAGGAUCUUCUCACAGGUGAUGAGCUUCUCUCUGACUCAUUCCCAUGCAAGGAAAUCGAGAAUGGGAUGUUGUUGGAAGUUGAGGGGAAGUGGGUUGUUCAGGGAGCAAUUGAUGUAGACAUUGGUGCAAACCCUUCUGCUGAAGGUGGAGGAGAAGAUGAAGGUGUUGAUGACCAAGCUGUCAAGGUCGUUGAUAUUGUUGACACAUUCAGGCUGCAGGAGCAACCUUCUUUUGACAAGAAGCAAUUUGUUACCUAUAUGAAGAGGUACAUCAAAUUGCUGACACCUAAAUUGGAGCCAGAGAAACAGGAGUUGUUCAAGAAGCACAUUGAAGGAGCUACCAAGUUUCUGCUUGCAAAGCUCAGUGAUCUGCAGUUCUUUGUGGGCGAGAGCAUGCAUGAUGACGGCAGCCUGGUAUUUGCAUACUACAAGGAAGGCUCUGCGGAUCCGACCUUUCUGUACUUUGCAUAUGGGCUCAAAGAAGUCAAGUGUUAAGAACGGAAUCUCACAUUGUAGCCAUUUUGAAUGGAUAUGCUAUUUAUACUAUGAGGGAAUUUUAGCAUACGCUAUUUGGAUUUUAUAAUACCUUCGGGAGUAAUAGUUUGUUAUGUGUUCUGGAUUUUUAGAGCAAAUGAGUUAUAUAUAUAUAUAUAUGCUUUGACUAAGCUAAGGAAUAAAGUAAUUAUGCAUUGCUGUGGCAAA